AGAUAUUGAAGAAAGACCCAGAAUCCCCCUAUGCACAGCCAUAAAUGAUGCAGAGAAGUGCCACGAGGUGAUAACACAGCAUCUGCAGCCCGACGGCAGGCUUUACCGGCGUCAAGGGGAGAUCAACCAGCUCAAUGGUGAGGUCGUAGCCGCUGUCAACUGGCUAUGGCCUUUUGUUAUACACAUCUUCGGCCUCCCCUUCCUGAUCCCAAUCAUGAUAGCCAGUGCUUUCCUUCCAAGCAGAGACGACGUUACAGCAAAUGCGGAAAACGCACAGGCGCAAGAGCAACGUAUUAUGGGCAUCGAGAAGGACGUGAUUCAGGACCUUGACGAGAACCAAUGCUUGGCAUUUAACAACAUCAUGCUGCUAGAGGGUGCUUUGGCAUAUCAGCCGUUGGAAGGUAUGACGGGGCCUACGGCGGAUCAGCUAGCUCAUGGUAAGAGGUUGCUCGGAACUCUGCACGAGGACGUUGUGCGGAUGAUCUUGGAAACUCAGCGUCACGACAAGUCAUAUGUUGAGGCACGGCGAAGGGUUGAUCGGAUCGAGGAUGCGAAGAGGAAGACGAGGGGUAAAACCGAUAGUGAAUACUGGGCUACUAUAGGGGAAGCGGUGCGCGAGGAGCAGAGGUUUCAGGAGCGGAUGAGGAUUGAGGGUAUUCCCCAACCGGUGCAGGGCGAGGGGUGGAUUUGCCCAUGCGUUAUCCUUUGA
Aspergillus melleus is the source of this 709-nucleotide messenger RNA. RefSeq lists its product as uncharacterized. The coding region runs from base 215 to 709 and encodes 164 amino acids. The record is from RefSeq and is a predicted model, not a curated record. Lineage: Eukaryota; Fungi; Ascomycota; Eurotiomycetes; Eurotiales; Aspergillaceae. The transcript has a single exon.